Solanum stenotomum is the source of this 997-nucleotide messenger RNA. Its product is annotated as UDP-glycosyltransferase 73C4-like. NCBI's taxonomy places the organism in Eukaryota, Viridiplantae, Streptophyta, Magnoliopsida, Solanales, Solanaceae. The record is from RefSeq and is a predicted model, not a curated record. The coding region runs from base 1 to 888 and encodes 295 amino acids. Gene Ontology annotation, molecular function: UDP-glycosyltransferase activity. The transcript has 2 exons.
AUGGAGGAAAUUGCAGAGACUUGGCAAAAUUUGGGAACAGGGAGAGACUACAAAAGAGGCAUAUUGUUGGGCUCAACCAUGUUNGAGGAUUUGGAAAAAGAAUACGUCGAGGGUUUAAUGAAUGUGAAAUACAAGAAAAUUUGGACCAUUGGCCCUGUUUCACUCUGUAACAAAGAGAAACAGGACAAAGCUGAAAGAGGGAACAAGGCUUCAAUAGAUGAACACAAGUGCCUAAACUGGCUUGAUUCAUGGGAACUAAACUCUGUACUCUUUGUCUGUCUUGGGAGCCUAUCGCGUCUUUCCACGUCUCAGAUGGUAGAGCUAGGGCUCGGGUUAGAAUCAUCGAAACGACCCUUUAUUUGGGUUGUUAGACACAUGUCAGAUGAGUUCAAAAACUGGCUAGUGGAAGAGGAUUUUGAGGAAAGGGUUAAAGGACAAGGACUUUUAAUCCACGGUUGGGCGCCACAAGUACUAAUCUUAUCUCAUCCUUCAAUAGGUGCGUUCUUGACUCACUGUGGAUGGAAUUCGAGCCUGGAAGGUAUAACUGCUGGUGUGGCGAUGAUCACUUGGCCAAUGUUUGCUGAGCAGUUUUGCAAUGAGAGAUUAAUAGUGAAUGUACUCAAGACAGGAGUGAGAUCAGGCAUAGAGAGGCAAGUGAUGUUUGGAGAAGAAGAAAAAUUGGGAACACAAGUAAGCAAAGAUGAUAUUAAAAAGGUGAUUGAAGAAGUGAUGGGUGAAGAAAUGGAAGGUGAAAUGAGAAGAAAAAGAGCUAAAGAAUUAGGAGAAAAGGCAAAGAGGGCUAUGGAGGAAGAGGGUUCAUCUCAUUUCAACUUGACACAAUUGAUUCAAGAUGUGAUAGAGCAAGCAAAUUUUUUAAAAUCUAUGUAGAAUUACAAGAGGUUGAUUUAGGAUAUGUUGCAAUUAAUGUAUGCCAUAUAGUUCAAAUCAAGCCUUAACAAUAAUGUUAUAUUUGAGUAAGUUCAAUUACUUUAGUGCA